Paramuricea clavata is the source of this 1146-nucleotide messenger RNA. NCBI's taxonomy places the organism in Eukaryota, Metazoa, Cnidaria, Anthozoa, Malacalcyonacea, Plexauridae. The record is from the annotation of a GenBank genome assembly.
UUGGGCAUUUGGAGUUGUGUUGUGGGAAAUAUGCACAUUAGGUAAGAAAAUUUCCUAUCGGCUUGUCGAUGGCCAUACGGUGUCAAGCAAAUGGAAGCCGACAGCUAGGAAAUGAUUUUUUUCUAAGAACGAAUUUGUCUAUAAGAACUGAAAUGAAAACAUUUUACGGCAUACAUUUAUGUACUGUAUCAUUGUUUUCUUUCCUCCUGUACUUCCAUUUGUUUAAAUUCUGGAACUUCUUCUGUUAUAUGUACUUACCCAGAUUUGUAUAUUUUAGGAGACACUCCUUAUUCAUCAGUGUCAGACAGGGAUCUCAAGGAUUUCCUACUUGCCGGAAAGCGAUUGGAGAAAGUGGACAGCUGCACGGGCGAUAUGUAAGAUUCUCGUUAAAUGAUUCGUGCAGGCUAGCCUACCUGACCUAGCUUCACUUUGGGAUUAUCAGGACAGGAAUAUGUAUGGAUAACAUGCGUGCAAGCAAUGUGUUAAACACUUUGACAAAGGACCUUUGAUUCACAAGUGGCAAUUUUCAUAUUCUCAAAUUAGAAAAUAAGCAUCCUGAGAGUUUUUAUGUGCACAAUAAAAGCAAUAUACCGAGAGGCGAGAAGUAAAUAUCAAUUACCAUACGUAAUGCGGAACGGGAAAGCUUAUUUGCUGAGUAACUUCUCGCAUCUUGAAAUGCUAGCGCUUUAUCCAAUACUUUAAAACAUUAAUCUUGUCCUCAAUCUUUAUCUUGGAAGCUUUGGGUUUGAUGCAGCAUUUACCUGGCGAUUGUAACUGAAGUGAUUUAAUUCAGUAAUUUAUUUUAUUCAGUUUUUGGACAAUCUAAAACUUGCAAAAGGAACCGUCAAAGUAAUAAUUAGAUUUCUAUAAUUAUUUUAGAUAUGAGAUAAUGCUAAAGUGUUGGAGUCAUCUUCCAAAAGACAGACCAACAUUUACUGAACUAUCAGAUAAAUUGUGGGACCUUGAGCAUAAAGAAAAACCCUAUGUCAAUUUAGACAGUUUAAUGCAGCAGUCUGUCGAAAGUGAAGGUAUGCAAACCUGUUAUAUUUAAUUUGUAUGAUAGCCUUUUUUGCGGAAAUUCUAAUACUGAUGUAGUAUGCAUAUUUACAGCAAGCUUGAGUGGAUUGCCUGUUCGACAAAUGCAUG